CUAUAAAUAAACGUGCGAUUUAUGCAGCGCUCAUUUCAAGAUUUGCAAGCAGCGGGCCGUCAGCUCAAAUAAGUCGUUAGUCCAUUUUCUGCGGAUAAGUUUGGCAAUUAGUUGGCUAAGAUUGUGUGCAUCCCAGUGUCCGUGUGUGCAGCAAUUGCAGCAACAAAUGCAGUUAACCGAGAAAACCGAAAAGCCAACAAAAAAGCAACUGUAAAAAGCGCUCGUGAAGAAAUAAAAGUGAAGCCGGUUUGCAAAAAUUACGCAAAUAAAAAACCAAAAUCCAAAAAAAGGAAAAACGGAGACAAGAAAAUUACCGUCUGGAUUGUAUUCGUGUUUUAAAUCGAGUCACACGAAAAUAGUCAAAUAGAAAGAGUCCAGUAAUCAAUUGAAACGAGUUUGCAUCGGCCAAUUGUGCAGAGGAAAUCGGAAAGCAACAGCCAGCCAGCCCCAAAAAUGCAAUUGCCUUGCAUCUCGCUCACUAUUUUGGCCGCCCUGGCACUCGGAAGUGGCUAUGCGGCCACGCUGCCAACCUCCGCACCCAGUGUUUUUAGCUCCGAUCCUAAACCGAAUCCAAAUUCCGGUCCGGUCGAGGAGUUGGCGGUGAAGUCUCCCAGCGAUGUGGCUUUGCCCUCCAGUUCAAUCGAUUUUGGCGAUGCAGUUGCACCAGCGGUGGCUAGUCUGGCCAGUGGCUCGAAUGAGGUGACACCCUGUAGCUUGAGCUCUACGGAUCUGAACGAAUGCAUUCGCGGCUUGAUCCAGUCAUUUGCACCUAGGCUAAGGUAUCAGGGCGUGCCAGAGUUUAACAUGGACUCGAUUGAUCCGUAUUUCUACAAGAGAGGCAUCUUUCGGUACACCAACGAUGGCAUCCAGGGCGGACUCCUGAUCAAGAACAUGGAGAUCUAUGGCAUCAGCCAGUUGCAGGUGAACAGUGUAGCAGCAAAUUUCACCGAGAACGGCUUCAUAAUUAAGUUGGGCGUUGAACUGCCGCAACUGAAGGCCGGUGGACACUUCAAGGCGGACGUGAAGUUCGGAGGACUGCGUCUGGUGCCCAAGGGGCCCUUCAACAUUACCAUAGACAACAUCAAGGCCACCAUUCUGACCGAUGGCCACAUCGAACAGCUGCCCAGUGGUCAGCAGCGUCUCAGUUUACACCGCCUGAAUGCCAAUGUCAAUAUCGGCGAUGCCAAGGUGGUGGCCAAUGGCAUCUUCUCCGAUCGCAACCUCAAUGCCAUGAUUCUCAAUCUGGUCAACGAGAAUCUGCCAGAAAUCACUCGCGUCGGAAUUCCCGCCACCCGCGAACAAUGGGCUCCCAUUCUGAUUGCCCACAUCAACGAGUUCUUCGCCAAGGUACCCAUCGAAAAAUUCCUGGUUCAAUGAUGCACUGAGCGCGUCCUCAAGGAACAUUUAGCUCCUAGUUAGUUUAAGCCUAAUGUUAACGACUACAAAUUUAACUUAAGCGCUGUUUCCAAAUAAUUUUCUAUGCACAAACGAUUUGGCAAUCAUUUGGAAUGAUUUUAAACAUAACCAAUUUAUAUUUAUUUAUAUCAUCUAUUCUGAACAAAGAUAGAAGUUAUGUGAAAAUUUUAAAAUAAAUUCUCUUUCCAAUAA
Molecule: messenger RNA, 1608 nt
Organism: Drosophila erecta
Lineage: Eukaryota; Metazoa; Arthropoda; Insecta; Diptera; Drosophilidae
Exons: 4
Coding region: 454-1377 (307 amino acids)
Source: RefSeq, a predicted model, not a curated record